CGAGGUCCUUUGACGUCAAAGUUUCCGGCCCACCAUCUUUGUCCCUGGCAAAAUUGGGUUUUGCGCAGUGGCUUAGACCAAGAGAAAGAAUCGUGACGGGCAGGAAACCAUUACAACACCACCCGGGCUGUGCUCUCUGGCAGCCACCGCCACUCCCAGCCCUUGCCUCCGGGGUACAUUAAAGAUCCAGAAUCAUGACUGAUUCCAAGUACUUCACAACCAAUAAAAAGGGAGAAAUCUUUGAAUUAAAAGCUGAACUCAACAAUGAAAAGAAAGAAAAGAGGAAGGAGGCUGUGAAGAAAGUAAUUGCUGCUAUGACUGUAGGGAAAGACGUUAGCUCUCUCUUUCCAGAUGUAGUCAACUGUAUGCAGACCGAUAACCUAGAACUAAAGAAGCUCGUGUAUCUGUACUUGAUGAACUACGCCAAGAGUCAGCCAGACAUGGCCAUCAUGGCUGUCAACAGCUUUGUGAAGGACUGUGAAGAUCCCAAUCCCUUGAUUCGGGCCUUGGCAGUCAGAACCAUGGGGUGUAUCCGAGUGGACAAGAUUACAGAAUAUCUCUGUGAGCCCCUUCGCAAGUGCUUGAAAGAUGAAGAUCCCUAUGUUCGGAAAACAGCAGCCGUAUGCGUGGCAAAACUCCAUGAUAUCAAUGCCCAAAUGGUGGAAGAUCAAGGAUUUCUCGAUUCUCUACGGGAUCUCAUAGCAGAUUCAAAUCCAAUGGUGGUGGCUAAUGCUGUAGCAGCAUUGUCUGAAAUUAGUGAGUCUCACCCAAACAGCAACUUACUUGAUUUGAACCCACAGAACAUUAAUAAGCUGCUGACCGCUCUGAAUGAGUGCACCGAAUGGGGCCAGAUUUUCAUCCUGGACUGCUUGUCUAAUUAUAACCCUAAAGAUGACCGGGAAGCUCAGAGCAUCUGUGAGCGGGUAACUCCCCGGUUAUCCCAUGCCAACUCAGCAGUGGUGCUUUCAGCAGUAAAAGUCCUAAUGAAAUUUCUGGAAUUGUUACCCAAGGAUUCUGACUACUACAAUAUGCUGCUGAAGAAGUUAGCUCCUCCACUUGUUACUUUGCUAUCUGGGGAACCAGAAGUACAGUAUGUUGCCCUGAGGAACAUCAACUUAAUUGUCCAGAAAAGGCCUGAAAUCUUAAAGCAGGAAAUAAAAGUCUUCUUUGUGAAGUACAAUGAUCCCAUCUAUGUUAAACUGGAGAAGUUGGACAUCAUGAUUCGCCUGGCAUCCCAAGCCAACAUUGCUCAGGUUCUGGCAGAACUAAAGGAAUAUGCUACUGAGGUAGAUGUUGACUUUGUUCGCAAAGCUGUGAGGGCCAUUGGACGAUGUGCCAUCAAGGUGGAGCAAUCUGCAGAGCGCUGUGUAAGCACAUUGCUUGACCUAAUCCAGACCAAAGUAAAUUAUGUGGUCCAAGAGGCAAUUGUUGUCAUCAGGGAUAUCUUCCGCAAGUACCCCAACAAGUAUGAAAGUAUUAUUGCCACUCUCUGUGAGAAUUUAGAUUCACUGGAUGAGCCAGAUGCACGAGCAGCCAUGAUUUGGAUCGUGGGAGAAUAUGCUGAAAGAAUCGACAAUGCAGAUGAGUUACUAGAGAGCUUCUUGGAGGGCUUUCAUGACGAAAGUACCCAAGUUCAGCUCACUCUGCUUACUGCCAUAGUGAAGCUGUUUCUCAAGAAACCAUCAGAAACACAGGAGUUGGUCCAGCAGGUCUUGAGUUUGGCAACACAGGAUUCUGACAAUCCUGAUCUUCGAGACCGAGGCUAUAUUUAUUGGCGCCUUCUCUCAACUGACCCAGUGACAGCCAAAGAAGUAGUCUUAUCUGAGAAGCCACUAAUCUCUGAGGAGACAGACCUUAUCGAGCCAACUCUGCUGGAUGAGCUGAUCUGCCACAUUGGUUCUUUGGCCUCUGUAUAUCAUAAGCCUCCCAAUGCUUUUGUGGAAGGGAGUCAUGGGAUCCAUCGCAAACAUUUGCCAAUUCAUCAUGGGAGCACUGAUGCGGGUGACAGUCCUGUUGGUACCACCACAGCAACCAACCUGGAACAGCCUCAGGUUAUCCCCUCUCAAGGUGACCUUCUUGGGGAUCUUUUAAAUCUUGACCUUGGUCCCCCAGUCAACGUGCCACAGGUGUCGUCCAUGCAGAUGGGAGCUGUGGAUCUCUUGGGAGGAGGAUUAGAUAGUCUGCUUGGCAGUGACCUUGGCGGGGGCAUUGGAGGAAGUCCGGCAGUUGGACAGUCCUUCAUCCCAUCAUCAGUGCCUGCAACCUUUGCUCCCUCACCAACUCCUGCUGUAGUCAGCAGUGGUCUGAAUGACCUGUUUGAGCUGUCCACAGGGAUAGGCAUGGCACCUGGUGGAUAUGUGGCUCCUAAAGCUGUCUGGCUACCUGCAGUAAAGGCUAAAGGCUUGGAGAUUGCAGGAACAUUUACUCACCGCCAAGGGCACAUCUAUAUGGAAAUGAACUUCACCAACAAAGCUCUGCAACAUAUGACAGACUUUGCAAUCCAAUUUAACAAGAAUAGCUUUGGCGUCAUCCCAAGCACUCCUCUGGCCAUCCAUACACCACUGAUGCCAAACCAAAGCAUUGAUGUCUCCCUGCCUCUCAACACCUUAGGCCCAGUCAUGAAGAUGGAACCUCUGAAUAACUUGCAGGUGGCUGUUAAAAACAAUAUUGAUGUCUUCUACUUCAGCUGCCUCAUCCCACUCAAUGUGCUUUUUGUAGAAGAUGGCAAAAUGGAGCGCCAAGUCUUCCUGGCAACAUGGAAGGAUAUUCCCAAUGAAAAUGAACUCCAGUUUCAGAUUAAGGAAUGCCAUUUAAAUGCUGACACUGUUUCCAGCAAGUUGCAAAACAACAAUGUUUAUACUAUUGCCAAGAGGAAUGUGGAAGGGCAGGACAUGCUGUACCAAUCCCUGAAACUCACUAAUGGCAUUUGGAUUUUGGCCGAGCUACGCAUCCAGCCAGGAAACCCCAAUUAUACGCUGUCGCUGAAAUGUAGAGCUCCUGAAGUCUCUCAAUACAUUUACCAGGUCUACGACAGCAUUUUGAAAAACUAAUAAACUGGUCCAGUGCCCUCCAGCCACCCUGUGAUUGGUGCAAGCCAAGAACUCUUAACUGGAAGAAAUUGUACUGCUGUGUAGAAUCUGAACCCAAACACACUGAGGCCACCCAGCACGUAGUGACUAGUCUAACCUGUGCUAACUGUAGAGACAACCUGUUGGAGAGUUUUAGCUUCCUGUGAACAUGUGUAACCACUGCUUCAGUCACUUCCCACCUCCUGCCACUUGCUACUGUCUGUCCUUACUUGUGGGCUUCUCCAUGCUGUGCCAACAGCUGGCUUUUCCUACACUCUCAUUUGAGUGUAGUUUGGUAUUUUGCAAUCGAGAGCUCACUUCAAAAGCAGAAAAAGACAACAAAUAUUAAAGCAAGGAAUAGUGUCACUGAAACAUGAACUGCACUUUAUUAUUUUAUAUUCUUUGUACAUAUGAGAAAUCGAGGUAGUAUAACUAGUAGAAAGUGUUAAAACAACCGACCAUCAGUCACCACCAUCCUAGAGGAAGAGAUUCAGUUACCAUCCCACUCUAUUAGGGAUUCUCUCACCUGUGGCAACCUUGUCCGUAGUUAUUUAGGUUUUUUUGCUCUUUUUCUCUCCAUACUCUUUUCUUCGCCAGGUCUUCACACCUGCCCCAGCCCCUUAUUCUCAUCUCAUUUGAUUGCUCUGCAGUUUGGAAUUAUCUCCACUGAGGGUUUUUUCAAGUGCAGGAAAUACUGGGUCUGUCGGCACCAAAGCUAAGAGAAGUUAGAAGUUAUUCCCCUCCACUGAGCCGAUCCAUUAAUAAUGCUGAUUAGGACAUUUGAGGAGAGAUGGAGAAAUGGAACCACAAAGCCCUCCCCCAAGCUGCUUCCCUUAAUGUCUUAGAUCCAACUCUUAAAAAUUAGAGUUUGAAACAGAUUUUAAUGACUUAUCCAACCUUGUUUUUCAACAAAGGAGAAAAAUAAAAGGUGAAAAGAGCAUUAUUAUUGAGGCCUGUCAGCUGUUCAGUAGCAGAGCUGCAGCUGAGACUCCUAAAUUUCUACUGGUGGUGUUUGGACUACAAGACCCCCUCAAUGCUGUUUCUUUCCUUAAUGCCAUCUUCUGCCUUUUCGGUGCCUGCUCUGUGUCUUUUCAAAGUCCAUACUGAUUUUGGCAUCUGGCAGCAGCGCAGUAUCUUUUCAGUUACUUCAAGGUAUGGCCAGAUGACAGAACAAAGACAUAAGUUACGUUUCCCAUGUGCUCCUGAAGCCAGGGUUCUUCAGGCCAGCAGGGUGGGUGCAAAGAUGAAACGAGCUUAGAGGUGUUGCACUUUCUCUUUACCUCUUCAGCUCACUAAUCUGCUCUUUGCUGAUGUUCAGGCCCCAGAGCAGAUUAUGAUCAUCCCAGAAGCUCAAGCAAUUCUCAUCAUCUCUCUGAAGACUGGGAGGUGAAAUCUGCUCCCUUAACAUAUGGAGUUGAGCAUGCUUCAGGCUGAAACUACCACCCUGUUUAACAAUGUUCACACUGUGUGGUCUGUGGGCACUUGUUGCGUAGUCUGACAUCUGAUACUGAGGCUUCAUAACCAACACAGUGCUUCUCAGAUUCCUCUUGUUGAGUUAGAGGCACUCUGGGGUCCAGAGGCCUCGUGGUCAACUCAGACCUAACCCAGGCUGAGAGGAGGAAUUGUAGAAAAUAAGAGUAGAAGCCAAGCCCCAGUUCCUCAAGUUUGAAAUGAUCCUUGUUUAUACCAGUUGCAACAGUUGUGGGUGGUGGGUUCUCUAAAGCAGUUUCUUAAACCUUGAAAAAUCUUUGAGGGAAUUACUGGGUAAAAGAAAGGAAGUGUAUUCCUCACCACCCCUCAGGCACGUGGGGAAUAGGAAAUAGCACCGGAUUGUGUGUGGGAGGUGGGUAGGCUGGUGAUACAGGGGGUGGGGUGAAGCAAGUUGAAGCUCCCUUGCUGGGACUCAUUCAAGGAGUCAGUUGGAUACAAGUAGUGAAGAAGAUUCACACUACAAA
Messenger RNA from Fukomys damarensis (Damara mole-rat), 5023 nucleotides. RefSeq names its product adaptor related protein complex 2 subunit beta 1 (gene Ap2b1). The coding region runs from base 195 to 3050 and encodes 951 amino acids. Gene Ontology annotation, biological process: vesicle-mediated transport; intracellular protein transport. The transcript has 22 exons. Gene Ontology annotation, molecular function: clathrin binding. The record is from RefSeq and is a predicted model, not a curated record. Gene Ontology annotation, cellular component: clathrin adaptor complex; membrane coat. NCBI's taxonomy places the organism in Eukaryota, Metazoa, Chordata, Mammalia, Rodentia, Bathyergidae.